AUGUCGAACGAGGUCACCUUACUCCUCGCGUCAACCGUAGGCACACUAGCUUUACUCGUCUACGGCUCUCGAUACAUUAUCGACACCUUUAACCUCUUUCCGGAAGACACUCAGGACCCGCUCAGCUUUAAAAACACACUCCAUCGUGCUUGGGGAUCAUCCAGUUCAAAACACGCGUUUUCCGCAUCAAAAAUGAGCACAGCAUCCACAAACGACGCCCUAGCUAAUCUCAAGGAUAAUAUGGUGCCAAUUGGGCUCGCCAUCUUUUUGGGGUUUAGCGCUGCGGUCGCGUACUUCGUGUUUGGCAAAAGCAAGAAAAAGCCCGUACUCGACCCAGUAGUCUGGAAAGACUUUAAGCUGGUCAAAAAGACGGCCGUCUCCCACAAUACCGCCAUCUAUCGCUUUGCUCUGCCCAAUUCCGACGAUGUACUUGGUCUACCCAUUGGACAGCACAUCUCGGUGCAGGCCGAUAUCAACGGCAAGAGUAUUAUGCGCUCGUACACACCCACAUCGUCCGACGAUGAUCUCGGUCACUUUGACCUCAUGAUCAAGGCAUAUGAAAAGGGAAACAUCUCCCGGUACAUGUCGCUCCUAUCCGUCGGCGACCACGUACGCAUCCGGGGUCCGAAGGGCCAGUUCCACUACCGCCCUGGAUUGAGCUCGCACAUUGGUAUGAUUGCAGGCGGCACCGGCAUCACACCUAUGCUCCAGAUCAUCCGAGCCGUGCUCAAGAACCCACAUGACAAGACUCAACUUUCGCUCAUCUACGCCAACGUCACCUUUGAUGAUAUCCUGCUCAAGGAAGAAUUGGACAAGUUGGCCGACGAGCAUCCCCAGCAGUUUACGCUUUACUAUGUCCUUAACGAGAAGCCAGAGCAAGGGUGGGAAGGUGGUGUUGGAUUUGUCACAAAGGAUAUGAUUCAGAGACACAUGCCUGCUCCCAAGGAGGAUAUCAAGGUACUCUUGUGUGGCCCGCCACCAAUGAUGACCGCCAUGAAGAAAUACAUUUCCGAGCUCGGAUACGAGGCGCCACGAGCCGUCUCAAAGCUGGUCGAUCAGCGAGGAGCUUGGCUACACGGACGAAGUCGUUCAGGAGAACGUGUCCUGGAAGGAGAAAACCUCGAGGUCAGUUACCUGAAGAUCACUGCCCAGAAUAUCAUCCCCGCCCUCGUCACCCCGACCGGCGAGCUUUACGACUCGAGCAUGAGCAGUACCCAAUGCCUAAUCAAGAAUGCGCCUCAGGGUGCUAAAACCGGCAAGCCAGCGGAUCCCAAACUCCUUGAGAUUCCCCAUGCCGAUAAUAUCAACCCAAACGUCUUUCUCUUGGCCGCACGUAAUCAAGAGGAACUCGAUACGAAGAAUUAA
Molecule: messenger RNA, 1365 nt
Organism: Serendipita indica DSM 11827
Lineage: Eukaryota; Fungi; Basidiomycota; Agaricomycetes; Sebacinales; Serendipitaceae
Source: the annotation of a GenBank genome assembly